CUGCUCUCCAACACACACAAGACUCUUCUACACCUCUUGGAGUGCGUAAACUGCUGCCUUUACACAUCAGAACAUCAGACACAGAAUGAUGAUGGCUUCCUUCAUGUGCAAGACUUUGACUUUAUUCUUCAUCUGCAUGGCUCUGCAAGAGGGUUGUGGACUCCCCUUAUCAGACCGGGCAGAGCUGCCAGCUCAGGCUCCACAUCCACACCACGUCAGGACCAAACGCUGCUCCUGUAAUAGCUGGGAUGAUAAAGAAUGCAUCUAUUUCUGCCACCUGGAUAUUAUCUGGGUCAACACACCAAGUAAACUCCUUCCUUAUGGCCUGGGAAGUCCCCUGUCUCGCCGCCGCCGCUCAACUGACCGUUGCGAAUGCCUCAACCCAGCCGAUAAAACCUGCUCCGGCUUCUGCCGUAAAAGCUCAGAGAAUCCAAGGACUACUGUCGUGGGCCCAAAGACAGAAUCAAGCACAAGCAGCAACAAAUUGCUGGCAUCUUUCAGAUCUGUGGUCAAGUCCAACAUGGUGAUCGCAAAAGAGAUUCUGUCAUCAAACAAGAACCCAGGAGGGGUCAACUGGCUGAGGAGCAGAACAAGAAGAUAGAGGAUUGAGCAAACACCAGAAGCAGUUCAAUCUCCAUGGAUUCAACCUCCAUGGACCGGAGACUCCUCCAGCUGCCCUCAAUGCCAGCACCAGGGUUUAGAGAUGUGUCAACUCUGGGGAUGUGGAGGUGGAAAGAUGGAGGACAAAAGAGGCAGUGGAUCGAGUAUUUAAUCAACAAAGCAGAGCUUCAGAGGACUGGCAGAUCACCAGGGCAGAAGCUCUACGGCAGUAGCAAUGUUGGUUGGAGACAAAAACAUUUCUUGAACUCUCUUUGAACUUUUUGAACCUGGCAUCAGUCUACACAUGUUAAGGAAGGAUCAAUCAAAGCUGAGCACACGGAAACUGGCAUCUGCCCUUUUGGGCGACCACAUCCAGAAACACUUAUCAGCCACCCAUCUGUGGUUAUUUGGUUUCCAUGGACACAUGCCUGUGACUUGUCUGAAUGGUUUUAAAUCCACAACUUACAUGCACUAUGACAGGAUUGUAGGAUCAUUACAUAUUUCAGAGUCAUAUCAACUCUGUAUUCACUUAGGAAUUGUUUGUCAAUGUUUACUCACAUUUCUUUGUAACUAUUCUGCCAUUGCUGACCUUUGGUUCAGUUUAAUUUCCUCUGUAUCAGAGCAGGAAUCUGCUAAUGUUUAGGACAAAUUAGCAAAUAACUUUUUAAUUAUCAGGCAGUACUUGAAUCUGGCAGCUUGUUGGCUUUUGGCACACAUUGCCUCACAGUGAAAUGAAGGUCAUUUCUUU
This is a messenger RNA of Morone saxatilis (striped sea-bass), 1348 nucleotides long. RefSeq names its product endothelin 2 (gene edn2). The transcript has 5 exons. Bases 86 to 601 code for a protein of 171 amino acids. The record is from RefSeq and is a predicted model, not a curated record. Gene Ontology annotation, biological process: vein smooth muscle contraction; regulation of vasoconstriction; intracellular calcium ion homeostasis. Gene Ontology annotation, cellular component: extracellular region. NCBI's taxonomy places the organism in Eukaryota, Metazoa, Chordata, Actinopteri, Moronidae. Gene Ontology annotation, molecular function: endothelin B receptor binding; hormone activity.